This is a messenger RNA of Penaeus monodon (black tiger shrimp), 2195 nucleotides long. RefSeq names its product acetylcholine receptor subunit alpha-like 1. The annotation marks the transcript as partial. Gene Ontology annotation, molecular function: transmembrane signaling receptor activity; acetylcholine-gated monoatomic cation-selective channel activity. Lineage: Eukaryota; Metazoa; Arthropoda; Malacostraca; Decapoda; Penaeidae. Gene Ontology annotation, biological process: chemical synaptic transmission; signal transduction; nervous system process. The record is from RefSeq and is a predicted model, not a curated record. The transcript has 5 exons. Gene Ontology annotation, cellular component: synapse; neuron projection; postsynaptic membrane.
UUUCAGAAUCUCAAAAAUCAAAUUAUGACAACGAACGUCUGGGUCGAACAGGAAUGGAAAGACUACAAGUUAGUUUGGGAUCCAGAGGACUACGGCGGUGUACAAACCCUUCACGUACCUUCAGAGCACAUAUGGUUACCUGAUAUCGUAUUAUACAACAAUGCCGAUGGGAAUUACGAGGUCACCAUCAUGACAAAGGCGAUACUCCACUACAACGGCAGAGUCACCUGGAAGCCGCCAGCAAUCUACAAGUCUUCGUGCGAGAUCGAUGUCGAGUAUUUCCCCUUUGACCAGCAGACUUGCUUCAUGAAGUUUGGCUCAUGGACCUACGAUGGGUAUAUGGUGGACCUUCAGCACCUGGACCAGAAGCCGGGCAGCAACCUGGUCGACCCGGGCAUCGAUCUCCUCGACUACUACAUUUCCGUGGAGUGGGACAUCCUGAAGGUCCCGGCCAUCAGGAACGAGCGUUUCUACCCGUGCUGCGAGGAGCCCUACCCGGACAUCUACUUCAACAUCACCAUGAGGAGAAAGACGCUCUUCUACACCGUCAACCUCAUUAUCCCGUGCGUCGGCAUCUCGUUCCUGUCGGUGCUGGUGUUCUACCUGCCGUCGGACUCGGGCGAGAAGGUGUCGCUCUGCAUCUCCAUCCUGCUGUCGCUCACCGUGUUCUUCUUGCUGCUGGCCGAGAUCAUUCCUCCGACGUCGCUGGCGGUGCCGCUGCUGGGGAAGUACCUGCUGUUCACCAUGAUCCUGGUGACGCUGUCCGUCAUGGUGACGAUAGGCGUGCUCAACGUCAACUUCCGCUCGCCGUCGACGCACAAGAUGGCGCCGUGGGUGCGGAAGAUCUUCAUCGAUCUGCUGCCGAAGUUCCUGCGGGUGGAGCGGCCGCAGAAGGACUCCGGCGACGAGGGUCCCGACGAAGUCACGGCUGGAGGGGACACGUCCUUCACGCCCUCCAGCGACGGCUUCGACAAGUUCCCUUUCGAGGACACGUACGACAUCCCGGCCAUCCCGCCCUCGCCGUACGACCGGGACCGCUACGGGGACGACCACCACCUGGCACUGCCCGCGCCCGAGUGCCACGCCCCCGUGCACGCACACGACCCGCCCUUCGUGCCCGAGAUGGAGGAGCCGCGCCAGCACUCCGAGCACCGCACCCUCAGGAGCAUCGAGUACAUCGCGCAACACAUGAGGAACGUCGACUCCUUCGAGGAGAUCGAGGACGACUGGCGCUAUGUGGCGAUGGUUCUGGACCGGCUGUUCCUGUGGAUCUUCAUGGUAGCUUGCGUGGCUGGUACUUGUGGUAUCAUCUUCCAAGCUCCUUCCCUGUAUGAUACCACCGAACCCAUCGAUAUACAGAUGUCCAAAGUGGCACAGAGAAAACGUCAGGAUCUUAUGGGUCCCGAGGAAUAAUAAUGCUGUUCUUAGGCGUAGAGGAAUAAUAUUAAUAAUAAUUAUAUUAAACAAAGGACAGUUUUUUUGUUUUUGUUGUUGUUGUCUUUGUAUGUAUGUGUGUGCGUGCGUGCACUCUUUACUGAAUAGUUCGUGGGAUAAAGAGAAGUGGUGCGUCUUGUGAGUCUCCAGUGUGAAAUGGAGACUAUCAGUUUUCCUUUUUUAUUAAGAAAAGAGAUACAGAUCCAUAUAAUGGGAAACGCGCAAGAAAGUAUAAAAAUAUUUUUGGAUAAUCACAACACAAUGGAUUAGUGUUAAGCUCCAGAUCAGUUCUAUGGAGUGUUGUGUAGUUCUUGAAUAUUGUAGUCACAGACUGGUGGAAUGCAUGUACUAUAUAAUUUUGUAGAAAAUGUCUCUGAGAAUGAAAAUUAUCAGGAGCGUUGUUUCUAUAACCAUUCAUGAGAAAAUAACGGGAAAUAUAUAUGCUGUAAGAAUGAAAACCUUUCUUUCGGUAAUUAAGGUGAAAAUCGGAAAAUAAGAAUACUGUACCUGUUACCGGAACAGGUUGAAUCUGAUAGUGCAAUGCAAUAAUCAAAGGCACUCAAAAUUUCAGAAUGAUUAACAGCUAACUUUGAUUGCACAUGCCUCGGUCUUUGCUUGUUUAUUUAUACUAAAUAAACGAGGAUAUAACCUUUUUUUGAGAAUUAGAUUAUAGUAGUAUCUUGAUCUAUUAAAACCGGGGAAGCUUACACUGGGCUGUAAGUACUGUAUGAAGUGCAAACAAAUUAACCAAAAAAAAAAAA